Prorocentrum cordatum is the source of this 3336-nucleotide messenger RNA. The record is from the annotation of a GenBank genome assembly. Lineage: Eukaryota; Dinophyceae; Prorocentrales; Prorocentraceae.
GCGCAGGCGCAGGCGCAGGCGCAGGCUGCUCCGCCGCACGGCGGUGCCGGCGUGGGCGGGACCAGCGACCGGGCAGCGAUGCUGCGCGAGAGGCUUGCGGCUCUGGAGACGCAGCAGAGCCGGUUCGCGGCGCUCGAAGCACAGGUCCGCGCGCUGGCGGAGGGCGCUCAUGCACCACCCACCGCCGCGCAGGCGCCGCGAGGCGGCGGCACGCCGGGGACACCGCUGGGCACCUCCCCGUCGGCGCCCUCGCCGCCGCCGCCCGCCGCCACCCCGCUGGCACUGUGCGCCAGUCUGCAGGCGCCGCCCCCUCCGGCACGCGGCGCCUCCAGCGUCGCGGCCGCCAGCGCCUCGGGACCCUGCAGCCCGCAGGCCCCCGCCCGGCCCGCCGCGGCGUCGCCCAAGCAGAAGUCGGUGCAGAUCCAGGAGCCGCAGCAGAAGGUCCCGGUCCCCGUCGGCAGCGCCAUCGGCAGCGCCUGCGCGAGCAGCGAGCAGCAGGAGCGGCCUCCCGUGGCCGAACUCGGCACCCCUUCGACGGCCGUAGACAGCAGGACCAGCACGAUGUCCACAGGCAGCAGGCGCGACAGCAUCCGGAACAGCCUCAAGAACCUGGCUGGGUUUGCGGCCACGGGCCUCGGCGGCGGCAGGCGUCGGGCGUCGCUGCGGAGGUCCAGCUGCGAGUACGAGGAGGAGGAGCCUCAGCGGGCGCCCGACCACCUGCCCGAGCUGCCCGAGGGGCCCGAGGAGAGCCUCGGGCACGACAGCACCGAGCCCUCGGACCCCGAGGACGACGACGACGACGACAGCGACGCCGACAGCGACUUCGGCAGGGAGAUGCACAGAAGAGGCAGCGUCUCCGCCGAGGCCCACGGCGCAUGGAACAUGCGCCGCGUCGGUUCCGCCGCCGUGCACUUCAGCAAGGCGACGUCCGACAGGGACAUGCUGAUGAAGGCCUUGAAGAGCUGCCCCUUCUUCCAGGAUCUGAACGAAGAGACCCUGACGCAGCUGGUCGACUCGAUGCCGGUGGAGCCAGUGGAAGCGGGCGAGUGCGUGGUGAAGCAGGGCGAGCAGGGUGACGCCGCGUUCGCCAUCCUCAGCGGGAGCAUGAACAUCUACAACGAGGACUCCAACACCAGCUGUCGCAGAACCGUCGUCGUGGGCACGACGCUGGGCGCGGGCCCGAUGGCCUUCGUGAAAAAGAAGGAUUUCAUUCGGCAGCUUCCAGCAGGGCGCCUCUUCGGGGAGAUGUCCAUGCUAUGGGGUUCUCCAAGAUCACGUUCGGUGUACGCCUCCGAGCCCAGCAAGCUGGCACGCCUCUCGCGCGAGGCCUACCUGAACAUUGUCGUGCGCUACAACGAGGAGGAGCGGCAGCGCCGCGUGAAGUCCUUGAAGAAGGCGUCCAUGCUCGAGACCCUCGACAACGAGGAGAUCGCUCAGAUCGCCGACGCGCUGGAGAAGAGGCGCAUCAAGGAGGGUGACUACAUUGUGAAGCAGGGCGAGGAGGGGGACGAGUUCUUCGUCAUCAUGUCUGGCGUGUGCGUCGUGACGGUCGCGAGCGACGUGUUCAAGGGUGAUGAAGAUGUUCAGGAGUACAGGAGCCUCGGCCCGGGGGACCUCUUCGGGGAGAUCGCGCUGCUCAAGAGGACGAAGCGCACGGCCAGCAUCCAGGCGCGCUCCGACAUGCAGGUGCUGUGCCUCAAGCGGCGGCAGUUCGAGCGCAUGUUCGGCAAGCUGGAAAAGCUGCAGCAGAAGAACUACGUGUCCGACCCGAGGAGGUGCCUCGCGGAGUUCUUCCUGCCCGGCGACGCCACCGGGCCCAAGGGCAUGUGCAAGGAGAACCACGCGGGCCAGGCGCGGAGCGACUGGUUCGCGGUCUACAGGCCGACCAGCAGGGACGCCAUCGCCCUGAUGAUCCGCGGCGCCGCGGUGGGCAAGGGCCUGAACGUGAAGGGCAAGUCCGCCAAGCGGAACCGGCUCUCCGGCUUCGUCCCGUUCCUGCAGAUCAGCGACAACAAGCACAAGUGUAAGAUCGAGCCCUCCCCGCCGGACGCCCGGCUGCGCAUCUUCUACGUGUCCGAGGCGGACUGCCUGAGGGCCAAGUCGGAGCUGGAGGCCGUCGCCCACGAGCCCAACCUCGAGGUCACGGACCGCAGCAUCUUCGAGGACACCAGCUACGUGCACUCCAGCCCCCCCGUGUGGGGCCUGGACGUGCCCGAGCCCGUGAUGCGCGAGGCGUACAUCAUGAGGCCGGACAUCACGUUCAUGGUGGGGUGGGAGACCGGCAGGGCGUCGGAGCCCGCGUUCAUGGACAUGAACCUGCACGCGAUCCGGGACAAGAAGCCUCCAAGGGUCGUCCUGUACCAGUACGACGUGGAGGACCCCAUGAACCCGCAGGGGCUGCUCAUCGCCUACGCCGAGGCCUGCGUCAAGCCCGUGGUCUCCGACUUCGACACCUUCACGGUCGGGAGCAAGGGCAUGACGUACCACUGCCUCGCGGGCGGGCAGGCGGAGCUGUCCGCCUGGAGCCUCAGGAACACCCUGGACAUCUUGCGAAGCCCGUCCGGCGAAGGCUGGUGCGGGCGCUGGCUCGAUGUCCUGCGACAGGCCGACGAGCACAUCCUCAGGAAGGCCGAGGAGGAGAGGCCCCAGUAUGGCUACGGCGACGACGUGUCCUACCGGCUCAUCUCGGAGGUCGUGCAGGCGACGAGCGACACCGGGGCCGUGCGGCAUGGCGCAGAGUGCUUCAAUUUUUUCUUCCCUCAGGAGCUCGACCCUGACUACCUAGUUGUCUACCCUGAGCUGGACGACAAGCCGUGGGCGUACAUGAACGAGCUGGAGCUCCGCAACUUCCUGAGCGACCGGAUUCAGCACGGCUAUAUCUUCCCCAUGAACCCGGUGUGGCUCGUGCGCGACGAGGGUUGGUACGACCUCUACGAAGAGAUGAGGCAGACGCCAGAGGGCGCUCGCGAGCUGGCGAAGUGGUUCGGCCCGCCAGGCUCCGGGAUCGCGGAGCUGAUAGAGGAGAUCCACAGCGAGUUCCCCGAGGGCUUCAGGGUCGACAAGGACUCCGCGGACAACUCGCAGCACUGGGAGGCGGCCAAGGGCGAGCUCGACAGCUGCGAGCUCGCGGCGCUGGCCACGCACACCGCCACGGGGAUGUCGUGGAGCAAGCUCCGGAGCAAGGUGCGGACGCUGCAGAAGCUGGGCGGCCUGAGCCCGAAGGCGGCCUCAUCCUCGGCGAGCACGGGCGUGUCCUUCGCCCUGCAGAAGGGCGACCGCCUCGCGGCCGUAGCGGGCGACGCAGGACUUGCGGAGACGGGGGCCUCGCCGGAUUGA